GACGUCACCCCCCGCGUCGUAGUGCUUCCCCCCCCGCCCCGCCCCCAUUCAAGGAAGGGAAGCCGGCGGCGCGAAUGGCGAUGCUGAGCGUCACCCUCACGCACGGUUCCUACAAGCACAGUGUGCAAGUCCCAGGGGGUCCGGGCGGCAAGGAGCCCACACUGAGCGACCUCGCUCAGGCUGUCGCCGCCGCCACUGCUGUCCCCGAGGCUAACCAGAAGCUCAUUUUCAAAGGGAAAUCCUUGAACACCCUAAAAGAGGCUGAUCGAAUGAUUUCAGCAUGUGGGAUGAAGAAUGGAUGCAAGAUCAUGCUCAUUGGGAAAAAGAAUAGCCCCGAAGAGGAAAGUGCAUUGCAACGACUGACAGAAAUGGAAAGGUCUGGAGAGCAACUCUCAUUUAGGCUGAAUGAAAUCCAAGUGGAGCUUAAAGGCAUAGAAAAUGGCUACCUGGACAAGAAUCUGCGGGGGCAGGCACUGACCAAGCUGGAGAAGCGUGUGAAGGCCGUGACGGAACAGUGCAUGAAGCUGCUGGAGCAAGCUGACGGCACGGAACUGCCGGAGAAUUUUUCAGACUGUCGAAUGAAGCGAAAAAGGAUCGUGAAGAAAAUUCAGAGCUACCUGGAUCAUUGUGACACCUUGGAGAAAAGUGUAACAGUUGAAGCUGAAAAGCUUCAAAGAAAAAGUUUAACACAGCCCGACUGAUGUGACACACCGCGGGUUUGAAAAUACAGUACAGUAGAUUUAAAUGUUAUUUACAUUUCAUUGGAUUUAGAUGAAUGGAUACAACUAUAUAUGUUUGGAAUGUACUACACAUAAUAGUAAUAAUUUGAAUGUAUCAUCAGCCAUUGUUUAUCUGAUGCUGGAUGAAGGUAACUCCACACCACUGCCACGAUUUAUCUUAGUCCUGUGAUGCCACAACACACCUGCACAUUAACUUAUCUCAUUCCUCCUCUUUAUGAUGGUCAUCUUCCUGGGCACAUCCUCUCAGUUAUUCUGUCACCAGUCUUGUCUGCAAGCUGUCACCCUUUUGAGCAUGUCUUAUUCAAGCCUACCUUUCUCAAUAGUCGAUUUGUCUCUGAUUUCAUUACUCCUUGAUCUAUGUGCUCCUCGCCUCAGCUCAGUGUAACUGAGCACUCACCUCUCUACUUCUGUGCAUGCUUUUCAGCAUCUGCUCCAUUAAUUGUUCAUUCUGUCAGUGUUUAAAUACUUUAAAUAACUACAGUUUGAAAAUCUUUGGUAGGAGGUGAAAUGGCUGUGGAGUCCAGUUGAUGAGUGGCACGUUUUAUCUAGAAUAUGUAGACAAGACUGGAGCAGAACCUUAUUGUGACAUCUUCAUUUGUUACAUUUUCUGAGUUAAUUUUAUUUUACAACUGCAUGUUACUUGUGUUUGUGGAAGCCAUUAAAUAUUGCAUUCUGGGGUUGUCCUUC
Molecule: messenger RNA, 1427 nt
Organism: Petromyzon marinus (sea lamprey)
Lineage: Eukaryota; Metazoa; Chordata; Hyperoartia; Petromyzontiformes; Petromyzontidae
Gene: BAG1
Product: BAG cochaperone 1
Biological process (GO): protein stabilization
Cellular component (GO): nucleus; cytosol; membrane
Molecular function (GO): adenyl-nucleotide exchange factor activity; protein-folding chaperone binding
Source: RefSeq, a predicted model, not a curated record